CAGCCAUUCCAGUUUAAUCUUGGUUUAAUUUAAGAUUCAAAUGUCACGUGUCUAUACAAAAAUGGCGGGAGUGGGCAAAGUCUAUGGCAAAGUAAAACCUCCCCAGGUAUUUAUAGAUGCCGUCAGUAAAGUUAUGAGAGAGUGGCAAGCUAUAAAGAUAGCAGUGGAGAAUAUGUUUGGUGGGCCCCUGAGUAAGGAAAAGGCACAAUGGAUGGAAGAAGUGACAGUUGACUUCAUGUGCAACAAUAUUGACGUUCAGUCAUGGGAAUUAGAGGAUUAUUUGUGCGUUCUAAUGGACCAAGAGUUCCACACAUCAGUAGAAGAUGCUAGUGUACCAAUGAUUGCAAAGAAGAUAUGUGAACUUUAUUCUGACUAUCAAUCCGGUAAUAUUCAAAAGAUUCAAGAUUUUAUAUCAAAGAGUCGCUCACCUGUUCCAUCAGUCCAAGUACAGUGUGUAGAAGAGGAUGAGAAAGAAGAGGUGAAUGGAUUAGAAGUUGUUGAAGAAGAAGAAAGUGAUAGUGAAGGAAUUCAAGAAGAUUUAGAACAAUUAAAACUAAAUGAACAGACCAGUCCAAAGAAAGAACCAAUAGCACCAAUACCUGAUGAUGGAUGGGAAGUUGUUAAGAGAAGCCGCCGCAAAUCAAAAAACUAAUGACUCCUCCAUUCCGUGUACAUAUGAUUGGGAUUUUUAUAAAAAGAGGAAUACAAUGCAGAUCAGACUUUUAUGACAAA
Messenger RNA from Amphimedon queenslandica, 732 nucleotides. Its product is annotated as pre-rRNA-processing protein TSR2 homolog. The transcript has 5 exons. Bases 41 to 652 code for a protein of 203 amino acids. NCBI's taxonomy places the organism in Eukaryota, Metazoa, Porifera, Demospongiae, Haplosclerida, Niphatidae. The record is from RefSeq and is a predicted model, not a curated record.